Messenger RNA from Amorphotheca resinae ATCC 22711, 2625 nucleotides. RefSeq lists its product as hypothetical. Gene Ontology annotation, biological process: transmembrane transport. The transcript is spliced from 4 exons. The record is from RefSeq and is a predicted model, not a curated record. Lineage: Eukaryota; Fungi; Ascomycota; Leotiomycetes; Helotiales; Amorphothecaceae. Gene Ontology annotation, molecular function: transmembrane transporter activity. The coding region runs from base 225 to 2558 and encodes 777 amino acids.
UGUUGUUUUAUGUAUCUAUCUACCACCCAUCCUAUGUAAUAGACUACAUUCCUCUCUUCUCCUCCUUCUCCUCCUCCUCCUCCUCCCUCUCUCCCUUGAUUCCCCUUUCUUCCCUCCCCUCUCUCCCGGAACCUGUGAAUAGCCUCAAUUCAACAGUUGACCCCCUCCCUCCCUACUCUCCACCACCCUACAGAUUGGCUUGAGGAGCGUCUUGACGGGCCAGGAUGGCCACUACACCCACUGAUGGCGCCCAAGACCACGCCCCCCAGAGCCCCGAGUCCCUUCGCCCUCCCUCUGCCCGUCACGCAGCAGCGGAUGAGCCGGACCCUGAGGAUGUUGAAGGAGGCGAAGGAGGCAAGGGUAGGCCGACGAAAUGGAGUAUGGGCGUGUUGAAUGACCCUAAAACCCAUGAGGUACCCGGCUCCGUUCUCCUCCUGACCGGCAAACGCAACGAACCUCUUGGACUUCGAAAUGCGCCUGCAAGGACCUCUGCAUCCUCCAUCCCCUCCUAUAUCGCCUCCACCCCCAGGAAUACCGCAGCGGGCAAGAAGUUGACAAAGGAUGGAGCCAUCAUCCUGGAGCCACAGCCCGACGAUUCGCACAAUGAUCCGCUCAAUUGGCCGUCGUGGCGGAGAGAUUCUGCUCUGAUAUCCCUGGGCCUUUACUGUAUGAUAGGCGGCGGGAUGACCCCCAUUCUGGCUGCCGGCUUUACCAAUGUUGCGGCUACAUACCACGUCACAACGUCCAAGGUUGCGCUCACCACCGGUUUGUACAUGAUGGGUCUGGGCGUCGGCUCCGUAUUUGCUUCUCCAACCGCCAUUCUCUAUGGAAAGCGCCCGGUCUAUCUCUUUGGCGCCAUUAUGUUUAUGUGCACCUCGAUCUGGUGUGCUGCUUCCCCUAGCUACGUCUCUCUUCUGGUCGCGAGAAUAUUUCAGGGCAUCUCCCUGAGUCCAGUGGAGUGUCUGCCAUCAGCUACCAUCGCCGAGAUCUUCUUUCUCCACGAGCGUGCAUACCGCAUUGGUAUCUACACUCUCCUGCUCCUAGGCGGCAAGAAUUUGGUCCCUCUGGUCAGCGCUGCGAUCAUUCAAUCACUAGACUGGAGAUGGGUAUUCUGGAUUGUCACCAUGGUCGGUGGCUUUUGCUGGUGCCUCCUAUUCCUUUUCGUUCCCGAGACUUUCUGGGACCGCACCCCCAGACCGAAAAGUCGGGCCUCCUCACGAUCACGAAACCCGUCGAUGGUAUCCUAUUUUCGACAGAAAAUGGAGACCCACGCAGCUCAUGCAUUAUCAAAGGAUGCAGUUAACCAGGUCGGCGAGAAUGAUGAUUCGAUCCAGCAGAAGCUUGUAUCUCCUGCUGGAGACUCGAUUCAAAGGCCUCCCCUGGCCCAUCGCGCUACUUCAGGUUUACAUGUCGGAUUUGCAUCGGAUGAACCCCGCCUCGAUAAGAUCAUCUCAGACAAUCACGAGAAUGAUAAUUCUCACCUAUCUCCUGAGGCCAAAAGCCCAGCGAGCAGAUCUGCUACGACUCCUGUCGUCUCAAGUCCGAUGAGUGAAAUACAACCAUCAUGGCCUACUUCACCAGAUCCUCCCACAGAAUUUCCAGCGGUCCAUGAAGAUCAGGACCGGGUUAACGCGACUGGUGGAGUUCCUGCCACACCGGCACUCCACGAUUUCAGCUCACCAUCGGACAACGAUCUCGAAGAGAAGGAAUCAGACUAUCUGGAGAGGGGGCGAUCUAAGGAUCCGGCCCCGGCCCCGGAACGGCCUCAACUCAGACGCUAUACUACCCAACUCAGGACGGCUCCGAAACUAACAUUCGUUCAACAGCUCAAGCCUUGGAAUGGAAGGUUGCACCGCGACAAUUGGUUCCGCGUUGCCAUUCGACCUUUCAUCCUAUUUGCAUACCCGGCUGUUCUCUGGUCAAGCGUUGUCUACUCCUGCUCCGUAGGGUGGCUCAUUGUCCUAUCCGAAUCUGUCGCAAUCAUUUACCGCUCUAAAGACACGUAUAAUUUCUCGGCCCUUUCUGCCGGCCUGAUUUAUCUCUCUCCCUUCAUCGGCGGUGUCCUUGGUACAGCCGUUGCCGGGAAGGUCAGUGAUAUUAUAGUCCGCGCAAUGUCAAGGCGGAAUGGCGGUCUAUAUGAACCGGAAUUCCGGCUUGUCAUGGCAAUACCUAUUGCUAUCACGACGGUUAUUGGGCUGAUGGGUUUUGGCUGGUCGGCCCAAGUUCACGAUGCUUGGAUAGUUCCCACGAUCUUCUUUGGGGUCAUAUCCUUCGGUUGCUCCUUGGGUUCAACCACGUCUAUCACUUUCUGCGUUGACAGCUACCGACAGUAUGCAGGCGAGGCUCUUGUGACACUAAAUUUUAGCAAGAAUAUCUUCCACGGACUGGUAUUCAGCUUAUUUUUCACCUCCUGGUUAGAGAGUGAUGGCUCCAGGACGGUGUUCAUUUGGGUAGGAGUUAUUCAGUUAAUUCUCAUGGCGUUUUCCAUUCCAAUGUACAUCUUUGGAAAGAGGGCGAGAAUGUUCACCGUCAGGCAGAACUUGAUGGAGAGGUUCUAGACUUUGCAUUGGGCAAUUGGCGUUUGGGCAUUGUGUUCAGAUCGAGACGCAGGAGAUGGGUGGAGUU